Drosophila grimshawi is the source of this 1289-nucleotide messenger RNA. RefSeq names its product methylenetetrahydrofolate reductase. Gene Ontology annotation, cellular component: cytosol. NCBI's taxonomy places the organism in Eukaryota, Metazoa, Arthropoda, Insecta, Diptera, Drosophilidae. Gene Ontology annotation, molecular function: FAD binding; methylenetetrahydrofolate reductase [NAD(P)H] activity. The record is from RefSeq and is a predicted model, not a curated record. The transcript has 3 exons. Gene Ontology annotation, biological process: tetrahydrofolate interconversion. The coding region runs from base 59 to 1222 and encodes 387 amino acids.
AUUCAAUUAAGAUAACCUGAUAGGCUAGGCGAGUGUGUUAUUUUGUUGUUGUGCUGAAAUGAGUGCCGCUCCGCGUCCCACGCUGCUCCGGCAUGUGGCAGCAGUUGCUCAGCGUCGGUGCUGCUACUGCUGCUGCUGCUGCUGCUAUUGGCGUCAGUUGUCGCAGCGUAGUCACCAGGUGCGGAACAUCAGCCAAAUCAUGCAUGCAAUCGAGGGCACAUUAUCAGUGACAGCAUCAACGUCGCUGCCCAUUGAGCCGUGUUUCCAUUUUACGGCCGGACAGGUGGCGAACUGUGGCAAACAGCCGCGUUUGGGUGAUCUGGUUGCGAAUAAGACGCGAAUCGGUGAGUUCUUCUACGGUAUCGAGAUAACAUCCAAUACACGGGGCAUAAUCACUUGCGUGGACUUCAAUCAAUUUCUGCCCGUGCUGCCCACGUUCAUCUCGUUGGCCUGGCUGGCGCCGUACUGGCAAGUGGAGCCCAUCGGUCAAGUGCAGACGCUGCAACUGACACGCGCCCUCGAAUCGUAUAUUCCGGCGAUGCCGCAUUUGAGCACGUAUCGCCUCAGCGAGCAGCAUUACGACGACUUCUUCGACCUCAAUUUUGAUAAUCUGCUCGCCGUCAGGGGGGAUGAGUUGCACGAGGAUCAGGCCUACAAAUAUACGCGACAAAUGGUGGCACACGCUCGUCGCGCUCGCGGCAAGGAAAUGACAAUUGCCGUCGCGGGUCAUCCGGAAGGACAUGCUAACGAUUUGGAGUUGGGACCGCAGGACAUUGACAAGGAUCUCACGUACUUGAAGGAGAAGAUAGAUUGCGGCAGCGAUUUUAUAAUCACCCAGAUUUGCUAUACGCCGGAGCCACUUAUUGAAUUCCUGCGGAAGGUGCACCGCGUCGGGAUUGAGGCGCCCGUAAUGGUGGGCGUGGUUGUGCCCAAUUCCUUCAAGUCCUAUUUGCAAAUGGAGCGAGUGUCCAAAAUCCGUAUGCCGAAGGAAAUGCGUGCCGAGGCAGAGAAAUAUAAAAAUGAUGAUGCCAAAGCUCAAAGCUACUUCGUGCAACACGCACUGAGCCUCAUUCAACGGGUGCUGGACGCAGAUCUGGGCAUGCAUGGGAUCCAAUUCUAUACGAUGAAUAAUUUUGAGCCGGUGUUUGAAGUGCUCGGUGAAUUGCGUAGGCGGGGCAUACUCAAGGAGUCGUCACCGAAUGCCGCAAGCGGUGCUGCCUAGCCUAAGACAUAUUCAAUCAAAAUUAAAAUGUGCAAUUGAAAUAAAAUAGAAUUUGCUUGUUUACAAA